AUGCCGGGGCACACUGACCACACCCUUCUCCCCAAGUCUCGCGUAUAUCUCGUAUACGUCGUCGUCCCCGUGUUGCUUUGGCUCGAUGCCAGAGAGGGCCCAGAAGUCGAGACAUGGAUCGAGCGACUGUUAUCAAAAUCCAAUGCGCUCAAAAUCUUCGCGUCCACAGUCUUCAAACCUAUCCUCGUCGGCUUGUUCCUAUCUUUCAUCGGCUGGCUCGCGUCCUGGCAUAGCUAUGCGCUCCUAUUCCCACUUUGCCAAAUUCACCUUCGGGUCAAUCGUCAACUACUUGUUCCACUUAUCGCGGCUCUCCUGAUUGCCUUCACGGUACUGGGUAUCUCGUUGGAUGUGCCCAUGGGAACUCACAAAGUACUACGGAAUUGGAGCCCCAUCCGCGUCCUGGUAGAUUUCGAAGAACUCUACAGGACGACCUUGAUUACCUGCGGCUACAUGCACUGCAUUUCCAUGACAGCCCAAAUCAUCGUCCUGACCUACUGCGGAGGCCUCUACACACCAGACUCUUGGACCCUUGACGGCACCGAGGAGCCACGUACAGCCACCGUACCUUUGAUCCGGGUGGUUUCCGGGAAGCAACUGCUUCAAGAAGUCAAAGCCGGAGAAGCACGGUCAGUUAUCAUCGAUGAAGACGAUGAUGAAAGCGACCAAAGCACGAGCUUCAUCGAAGAGGACGAGUUGGCGGAGAAGCCGUGGGGAAGUGUAAUGCAUGUCGAUGCGGAUGACUUGAUCGAGGCCGAUGUGGAGGAGGUCUAG
This is a messenger RNA of Mytilinidion resinicola, 771 nucleotides long. RefSeq lists its product as uncharacterized. The transcript has 2 exons. The coding region runs from base 1 to 771 and encodes 256 amino acids. NCBI's taxonomy places the organism in Eukaryota, Fungi, Ascomycota, Dothideomycetes, Mytilinidiales, Mytilinidiaceae. The record is from RefSeq and is a predicted model, not a curated record.